UCCCCCCCACUCUUAUAUAUACAACUCAUAUACAUAUACAUACACUCUCCGACCAAAUUUACAUAUAGGAAAAAGGGGAAAAAAAAAUGGAUCUCCUCUCAUCUCUCGUGCUGUCCCUGGCCCUCUCCGCGGCGGCAACCCUCCUCCUCCUCCGGUUGGCUAGGCGGAGGAGGCUCCGGAGGCUGCCGCCGGGGAGCCUGGGGCUGCCGCUGAUCGGGGAGACGCUGCAGCUGAUCGCGGCGUACAAGACCGAGAACCCGGAGCCCUUCAUCGACGAGCGGGUAAGGAGGCACGGAGCGGUGUUCACGACGCACGUGUUCGGGGAGCCGACGGUGUUCUCGGCGGACCCUGAGACGAACCGGUUCAUACUCCAGAACGAGGGGAAGCUGUUCGAGGUGAGCUACCCCGGUUCGAUCAGCAACCUGCUGGGCCGCCACAGCCUGCUGCUCAUGAAGGGUGCUCUACACAAGCGGAUGCACUCGCUCACCAUGAGCUUCAACAGCUCCGCCAUCAUCCGCGACCACGUCCUCGUCGACAUCGACCGACUCAUCCGCCUCAACCUCGACGCCUGGUCCGGCCGCGUCCUCCUCAUGGAGGAGGCCAAGAAGAUUACGUUCGAGCUGACGAUGAAGCAGCUGAUGAGUUUUGAUCCCGGGGAGUGGACGGAGAGCCUGAGGAAGGAAUACGUGCUUGUCAUCGAAGGCUUCUUCACCGUCCCUCUACGGCUCUUCUCCGCCACCUACCGCCGUGCCAUCCGAGCGAGAACGAAGGUCGCGGAGGCGCUCAGCCUGAUCGUGAGGCAGAGGAGGAAAGAGAGGGAGGAAGGGAUCACGAAGAACGACAUGCUGGGAGCCCUGCUGGCCGGAGACGACCACUUCUCCGAUGAGCAGAUAGUCGACUUCCUCGUGGCCCUCCUCGUCGCAGGCUACGAGACCACCUCCACCAUCAUGACCCUUGCCGUCAAGUUUCUCACCGAGACACCUCUCGCCCUGGCUCAACUCAAGGAAGAGCACGAGAAGAUACGGGCGACGAAAGGCCCGUCCGAGGGGCUCGAGUGGAACGAUUACAAGUCCAUGCCUUUCACACAGUGUGUCGUUAAUGAGACAUUGCGGGUUGCAAAUAUAAUCAGUGGUGUGUUCAGACGCGCGAUGACCGACAUUCAGAUCAAAGGCUAUACGAUCCCAAAGGGAUGGAAAGUGUUCGCCUCAUUUCGAGCAGUGCAUCUGGACCCUGACCACUUCAAAGAUGCGCGCACGUUUAAUCCUUGGAGAUGGCAGAAUAACUCAGGAACAACAAGCUCGGGAAAUGUAUACAUGCCAUUUGGAGGCGGCCCAAGGCUGUGCCCGGGAUAUGAGCUGGCUAGAGUAAUCUUGUCGGUCUUCCUUCACCGACUGGUCACUCGAUUCAGUUGGGUUCCGGCCGAAGAGGAUAAGCUAGUCUUCUUCCCUACAACUCGGACUCAGAAACGAUAUCCCAUAAUCGUGAAGCAGCGAGAGGACUCGAUAGAGCAAUGAAGACAUUGGAACUGGAAGGAUAGAGUUAGAUGUAUAAGAGGUGUAAUAACUUUUUGCAGCAAUAAAAACCAGAUUUAGCAGCAAUGUAAAUUAAGUUAAUUCUUUUGUAAUGGGGCUAGGAAGGGAAACUGCAUCUUUUUUGGGGACUCAGAUGAAAUUAAUUAGUAUGUGUAAUUAAGUAGAUCAUAUGCUGCAAUGCAGACCCAUCAUAUAUUACUUCUACCAGUUGCUAGAA
Molecule: messenger RNA, 1749 nt
Organism: Punica granatum (pomegranate)
Lineage: Eukaryota; Viridiplantae; Streptophyta; Magnoliopsida; Myrtales; Lythraceae
Source: RefSeq, a predicted model, not a curated record